AUGAGCUCCCUCGCUGCUGCCCGCUACGGCAAGGACAAUGUCCGCGUUUACAAGGUUCACCGCGAUGAGAAGACCGGUGUCCAGACCGUCGUUGAGAUGACCGUCUGCGUCCUGCUCGAGGGUGAUAUCGAGACCUCCUACACCAAGGCCGAUAACAGCGUUGUCGUCGCCACCGACUCUAUUAAGAACACCAUCUACAUCACUGCUAAGCAGCAGCCCGUCACUACUCCCGAAGUGUUCGGCUCCAUCCUCGGCACACACUUCAUCGAGAAGUACUCGCACAUCCACGCCGCCCACGUCAACAUCAUCACCCACCGCUGGGUGCGCAUGAACAUCGACGGCAAGGCCCACCCCCACUCCUUCAUCAAGGACAGCCCCGAGACCCGCAACGUCCAGGUCGACGUCAUCGAGGGCAAGGGUAUCGAUAUUCACUCCUCCAUUGACGGCCUGACCGUCCUCAAGAGCACCGGUUCCCAGUUCUGGGGCUUCCUCCGUGACGAGUUCACCACCCUCAAGGAGACCUGGGACCGUAUUCUCAGCACCAAGGUUGCUGCUGGCUGGCAGUGGCGCCGCUUCGCUAGCCUGCAGGAUGUCAAGACCAACACUCAGAACUUUGACUAUGCCUGGGAGACUGCUCGUAACACUACCCUCAAGACUUUCGCUGAGGAUAACUCUGCCAGUGUGCAGGCUACUAUGUACAAGAUGGGUGAGCAGAUUCUGGCUGCCGUGCCUCUGCUCGAGACUGUCGACUACGCUCUGCCCAACAUUCACUACUUUGAGAUUGAUCUCAGCUGGCACAAGGGUACCAAGAACACCGGCAAGGACGCCGAGGUGUACGCUCCUCAGUCCGGCCCUAACGGUCUCAUCAAGUGCACCGUGGCUCGCGGCCAGAAGGCCCGCCUGUAA
This is a messenger RNA of Penicillium cataractarum, 906 nucleotides long. Its product is annotated as urate oxidase. The record is from RefSeq and is a predicted model, not a curated record. The transcript is spliced from 3 exons. Bases 1 to 906 code for a protein of 301 amino acids. Gene Ontology annotation, cellular component: peroxisome. Lineage: Eukaryota; Fungi; Ascomycota; Eurotiomycetes; Eurotiales; Aspergillaceae. Gene Ontology annotation, biological process: purine nucleobase catabolic process; urate catabolic process. Gene Ontology annotation, molecular function: urate oxidase activity.